AUGGAAAAUUCAUUCGCAAAUUAUAUAGAGAAUUUAUUCACAAAUCAUAUAAAGAAUUCAUCUACAAAUCAUAUAGCUGUUAAUGAGAGUGUUGAGUUGGAUAUAGACACUGGAAUGGAUGAAAGUGUGGAAGUGGAUGAAGGUACAGAAGUGGAUGAUAGUAUGGAAGUAGAUGAAGAAGCUGAAAUUGAUUAUACUGAAAUAAAUUUUGAUUCUUACGAAGCAAUCCAAGAUGAUGCGAAUUUUGUUAAUCAUACGAAUAAUGAAAAUUCCUGUAAGAUAAAUUAA
Messenger RNA from Cetraspora pellucida, 288 nucleotides. The record is from the annotation of a GenBank genome assembly. Lineage: Eukaryota; Fungi; Glomeromycota; Glomeromycetes; Diversisporales; Gigasporaceae.